GUUUGUUGAAAGAGGUUAUAAAUAAUGGUUGAAGUGUACUUGAAUUUUUAGUUUAUUUACAAUGUAUGUAGACGAUAUAAAAACAGACUUUUAUGAAUAUGUGUCAGAUAAGAGGAUAUUUCUUAUGGUACAUUAUGACAUAGACAGCAUAUGCGCAUGCAAAAUUCUUCAAUCUCUACUAAAAUAUAAGCACAUUUUAUAUUCCCUGGCUGUAAUCAAAGGCAUAGAAGACCUUAAAACUGCAUUCGAGGAAAAUUGUAGUGACGUGAAAGAUUUCGUUUUACUAAAUUGUGGUGGUACUAUAGACAUUGUUGAAGAAUUAGACCCCGAAGAAGAUAUAACGUUUUUCAUUUUGGACAGUCACAGGCCCACAGAUUUGUGUAAUAUUUACAGUAAUGGACAAGUACGCUUAUUAUCCACCCCCGAUGAGGACGCAGGAGUACCAGAAUUCCACGAUGUCUUCAGGGAAGAGUCUGAUGAUGAAGAUGAUGAAGAAGUAGAAGACAAUGAUGAUGAAUCGAGAGCUGCUAAACGAAGACGACUGGGCGAAGAAGAACUAAUGAAAAGGAGAGAUAAAAGAUUAUGGGAAGACAACAGGGAUAAGUUAAUGUUUCAAUAUUUGCAAUUCACUUAUUAUGCUAGAGCAAGUGCUAUAAGGAUCUUUGAGUUAGCUUGGAAACUGAAUAGAGACGACAAAGACCUGCUUUGGCUGGCCAUAGUAGCAUUAACGGAACAAUUGAUAUUAGGAAAAAUAGAAAACGCCCAGUACACCUUGGAAAUUAUUCCUUUGCAGAGUCACGCAGAACGUUUACAAAACAAAUCCAACGACUCUGAUGUCAAAACAUCACUGAAAAUUAAGUUUGAAAACGAUUUGAGGCUCACGCUUUACAGGCAUUGGUCGGUGGAAUCGAGUUUGAAGUACUCCAUGUUUACGGCCGUUAAAAUGAAACUUUGGUCACUGAAAGGGGAUAAAAAGUUGCAAGAACUGUUAGCCGAUAUGGGUUUUCCUUUGGUUCAAAGCCGACAAUCGUUUAAAAGUAUGGAUUUGCAGUUGAGAAAAGAAUUUCAUUCCACUUUAGAAAAGUUAUCAGAGAAAUAUGAUUUGCAGGAUAUUGUAUUUGCAUCGUUUGUACUCCAAUAUGGUUACAGGAAUUUGUAUUGUGCAUCGGAUAUUGUUUAUGCACUGUUAGCAAUACUCGAAUCAUCACCGAGAGAUAAGAAGCCCGAGGAACUGUUCAAUUUAGCGAUGGAUUGUCUCGCGAGAAAGAAAAGGGACAUUUUAAAUAUCGCCAUCGAAAAAGCCAAAGAUAUAUCAAAAGCUCUCUUCAAAACAGUACAAAGCGCUUUAGACAUGAAGCAAAUCAUUACCGCAGGACCUUUCAUUUAUUUUAUUGUUCAAGAAGGUUGCCUUAACUGGUACAUGUUUUCCCACAAGCACAUCUUGCUCCUUUUGGCCCAUUUUCUUCUAAGGGCUUACGUGAUGAUGUCUCGAAACAGAAAAGCAGCCACUCUACCUCUUAUCGUUUCGGCACCGAAAAAUUUGGAUACUGGCACCUGUGUACUUAUAGGGAUCCCUCCAUUGUGCGAGAACUCUCCAAAAAAUUUUUUUGGAAAAGCUUUUGAAAAGGCGGCUAAAAGAAUUAACAGCGAUGCAUCUUGUGAUUAUUUUGACACAUCAUAUUUUGAAAUCCAUACGAAAGAUAGGACAAGAUUUUUCGAUGCCCUUACUGUUCUUUUAAGUUUAAAUUGAUGAUUAGGCCUUUUUCUAAUAUUAAGGAUAGAUUUUUAAACGAAUACCACUGUACAUAAUAUUUAUUAGAUUUGUACAUAUUUUUAUACUGAUAAUUAAGGUUCAAAAAAGGUUUUCAAAUUAAAAACCCCUGAAAAAUUAUUGAAGA
Messenger RNA from Phyllotreta striolata, 1898 nucleotides. Lineage: Eukaryota; Metazoa; Arthropoda; Insecta; Coleoptera; Chrysomelidae. The record is from the annotation of a GenBank genome assembly.